AUGCGGUUCUUCAUAGCCACUCUGGCCCUUGUCGGCUCUGCCGUCGCCUUCCCUCAAUCUUACUCUAUCCUUCCGGUCACUCCUUCUUCGUCAGCUACCCCUGUCUCGUCGACUCCUGUCUCGUCGACCCCUGUCUCGUCGACCCCUGUCUCGUCGACCCCUCCUUCUUCAUCCACUGCGGUCCCCGAGUGUAGCGUCGACUCCGAUGGCGACAACGGCAACCACUACGGCUGGUGCAAGAAGGCCAAGCACUGGGGCACCUACAAGAACGGCAAGAGCGGCGACGCCGACGACCUCGGCCCCAGCGAGGAGAACUGA
Molecule: messenger RNA, 318 nt
Organism: Penicillium mononematosum
Lineage: Eukaryota; Fungi; Ascomycota; Eurotiomycetes; Eurotiales; Aspergillaceae
Product: putative secreted peptide
Exons: 2
Coding region: 1-318 (105 amino acids)
Source: RefSeq, a predicted model, not a curated record